ACUCUGUGUCUAACUGCUCCCUCUGCUGGCCUCUUUCUCCCUCAUCAUCUGCAGUGGGUGGAUCCACCGAGUGACAGCUGCGCCGUGAUUGGCCGCUCCAGGAGGAGGCUGCCAUGACACAGUGGAUGCUGCACGGCAUCAGUUCCACAGCAUCAGCAGGCAGCGGAUCCUCCAUCCUCCUCGCUAUCCCUCUCUCUUUCUCUUUUUUCUCCUCCUUUGCCUCUCCCUCCUCUCACCACCACCCUUGCUCUCUCUUUUCUCCCCCUUCUCCUCCUCUUCCUCGGACAGACACGCAGGCCUGCUCGGGCACUCUGCAGCAGAGGACGCAUACACUGCCAGCAGGAAUAGCAGCAGCAGCAGCAGCAGCAGGCGGACUGGUAGCCUCUCCGUCCACUUCUCCCUGCCUCACAUCUUCUACCUCACCGCUCCCCUCUCUUCUGUCCUCCUGUAUCUUCUUUUCCUCUUCCUUAAAACCCCAUCUUUUCUCCUCCCUCUCCAUUCUCAUCUCCAUCUCCUCUUCACGCCUCUUCUCCUUCCGGUUGGCUGGUUUCCCAGGAUGCCUUGUUCCAGGCCGCUCCGCUAGGCCCAAGCAGCAUGGGCGCAGCCUGGGUGGGGAGAGAGAGCACGGAUCGGACCCUUCCCCUCAGGACGGGCGCGCCGGCGGGUCACCCUCCCUCGGCUUCAGAUGGGCGAGGACGCUGAGAGCUCCAAAAUCAACCACACCUUCCUGCGAGACUACGUCACUGAAGCUGAUGUCAUCUCUACAGUGGAGUUUAACCAGACAGGGGACCUGCUGGCCACGGGGGAUAAAGGUGGCCGUGUGGUCAUCUUCCAGAGAGAGACUGAGCCUAAAGGGGAGACAGAGGAGGUGUGGGAGACAGGGGACUCUGGGGAGUAUAAUGUCUACAGCACGUUCCAGAGCCACGAACCGGACUUUGACUACCUGAAGAGUCUGGAGAUUGAAGAGAAAAUCAACAAGAUCAGAUGGCUGCCACAGCAGAAUGCAGCACAUUUCCUCCUCUCUACAAAUGAUAAGACCAUUAAAUUGUGGAAGGUGAGUGAGAGAGACAAGAGACCAGAGGGAUACAACCUGAAAGAUGAGGAGGGACGGAUCAAGGACAUCUCUACCAUCACCUCUCUGCAGGUGCCGGUGCUGAAACCCACAGAUCUGAUGGUAGAGGUUCGUCCCAGACGAGUGUUCUCCAACGGACACACCUACCAUGUUAACUCCAUCUCAGUCAACAGCGACGGGGAGACUUACCUGUCUGCUGAUGACCUCCGCAUCAAUAUGUGGCACCUGGGCAUCACGGACCGCAGCUUCAAUAUCGUUGACAUCAAACCGGCCAACAUGGAGGAUCUGACGGAGGUGAUAACAGCAGCAGAGUUCCACCCUCACCACUGCCACUUGUUUGUGUACAGCAGCAGUAAGGGCACCCUGCGCCUCUGUGACAUGAGAGCCUCCGCACUCUGCGACAGACACACCAAAUUGUUUGAGGAACCUGAGGAUCCAGGGAGCCGGUCCUUCUUCUCAGAGAUCAUUUCCUCUGUGUCGGACGUCAAGUUCAGCCACAGUGGACGUUACCUGCUGACCAGAGACUACCUCACCGCCAAGGUGUGGGACCUGAACAUGGACAAAGGCCCCGUGGAGACGUACCAGGUCCAUGAAUACCUGAGGAGUAAGCUGUGCUCCCUCUAUGAAAACGACUGCAUCUUUGACAAGUUUGAGUGCGUUUGGAACAGCUCAGACAGCGUAAUCAUGACAGGGGCGUACAACAGCUUCUUCCGGAUGUUUGACAGGGAGACGGGGCGAGGCGUGACCCUGGAGGCUUGGCGAGAAAGCAGCAAGCCUCGGGCCGUGCUGAGGACCCGGCGCGUGUACAGCGGCGGUAAGCGUCGCCGUGGAGACGUGGGCGUCGACAGCCUGGACUUUACCAAGAAAAUCCUGCACAUGGCUUGGCACCCGUCUGAGAACAUCAUUGCCAUAGCGGCCACCAACAACCUGUACAUCUUCCAGGAUCGUGUCAACCCUGAGACACAGUUGCAGUGACAAGAGAUGGGAAUGUGGACAGACACAAAGACACCAACAGAGACCCAAAUGUCUUAGAGACAGCAUGGGGAGUGGGCAGCCAUUAUGAGAAGUCAAAAUCAAGCUGUUUCACAACAUACUGAGAUUGGAUUAAUGAUAAAAUCACAAGACUGUUAAUGUAUUUGAACCGCUACAGAAGGUGUAUAAUCGUUUUUGUUCAACACUGAGAUGAACUGACGUCUCCAGCACCCAUCAGGACAUUUUUUUGGUCCCACUACUCCCACUUUUUGAAGAUGUUUGAGGUGCGGGGACACCUCUCCAUCUGCAAUGACUCAGCGCUGUUAACCACACAAUGUUGCACUCCUGCUCACUGAUGUGCUCUGGUACCUUUUGACACAAAAUGGAAGAUAGGCGUUGGGUUGCAACAGACAGGGAAUGAUGCUACAAAACAUAAAGGUCCUGAGAUGACUUUGCCAGACAGUGCAUCUAAAUCUAAGCAUUUUUUUCACUAUUGUGGAACAGUAGGAGUGGUGUUAUUGUACAGCUCUUCACAACGACAUCCUGAACCUUUUUUUCUUUCUCUUAUCGGGUGACAACAGAAGUUGAACCUCUACUUCAGAGCAGUGCUCUUGGAGAUUUCACAUAGAAAUGCCCCAUAAUCUUAUUCACUUUGCAAUAAUAGCACUAUCAGAAAACACAGUGCAGCAGUAUUCCUGCUUUAAAUUAUGAGCUCUUCUUCUACAGGUAUACACUCUUUUUACUGUUAGCUGUAAAUAUUCUGUGUUGUUGUUUUUUUAAAGGCGGUACCAACUUUGGUUCCAGAGAGCUAAAAGAUAAAAGAUGCUUUUCUUGUCGAGUACACUGCAGAUGUACGGAAAGAUUGCGGAAUCGCACUAUUUCAGUUAAAGACUUGACAUAGAGGGGCUUUUUCUUGUAGCAGUACAUAGAUGGUAUUGCUGGCUGUAGCGAGGGAGGGGUGAGUUGCGCACAAACCAACACUUACAGUUUUGCUGUGUAUAUUAUCGGGUUUCGAUUAAUGUUCCUCGUCUGAAGUCUAUAUACCUACGUGGUAAAUUAUUGAAAAAUGAGAACAACAGUGUGUUAAUUGGUGAUUAAAUCUAAUAUAUACAGACGUUUAAUUUAUGUUAAGUGUUAUGCUAAUUUAAAAUGAGCGAAGUGUUCAUUCUAUAAUGCAUAAGCACAUUUUGAAUCUUACAAUCAAGAAAAAGAUAGACUCUAAGCACAUUGUUCAUAAAGGAGGCCCCAGAUUCAGAGUGAGUUUGUGUCCAGUGUAUUUGAAGGUCAAAGGUUAUCAUCAGUGCAAUAGCUCAUUGUGUACAUUGCUAAAAUGUCUUUCACAUUCAUACAAUAAUGUUAUUUAUCAUCUCACAGGUUUGUAAUGUCAUUAUACCGUAUACCUCACAGUGACACGUGCUACUCUGGAGUUUACAGCAGUAAGGUGACGUCUGUAUCGGACUGAAUUCUGUGACUUGGUCAAGAUUUGAUUGUUUACAGUGAAGUGCUUUGUUUUCAAGUGACCUUGGCCCCUGAAGGGAUAACUGUACGUGGUCUGGAUGUGUACUGAAUCAGUGCAGAGGUGGAGGUUGCAGUUUUUCAAAAUCUGUACAAGUACUCAGUCUGAUGGAUCAACAACAGCUUCACUGUGUAAACCCCAAGAAAAGAAGAAAAUUGUUAAUAAUCAUAAAAUCUCCUCACUGCUUUGGUUUCACUGUUCACAGAUAUUUAUGUUACAGCCUCUGGGCUAGCGAUAUGUUUUGGUCUUCACCGUCCGCCAUUGUUGUUUAAUGCAGACACGAUCUUGCACUGAUCGAUGUAACAAACACAACAUCCCACAAGAAAAUGGUUUACAUGGCCACCCGAAGCAUUAUACAAGUUCCAGGGCUCAGUCCUCCAAUGGUGAGCUGUAGUUUAGAGCAGGUCAGUUGUAAUCACAUCAUAACCGCCACCACAUGCAGACAGUGAGAGGAUUUGUGUUCAGGAGCACAGAAGCAGCAGCAUGUUGCCAUUACUCAAUGCUACUAGUGUGUAUAUCUAUCAUACUUUAAAAAAAGACAAAUCUAUCAAUACAAAAAAAAAAACAUAACUCAAAUGAGGUGAAUGAAAGGAAUGUGCAUUAAUAAAAUAAUAUGAAAUCUGACAAAA
Sebastes umbrosus (honeycomb rockfish) is the source of this 4189-nucleotide messenger RNA. RefSeq names its product protein phosphatase 2, regulatory subunit B, gamma a (gene ppp2r2ca). Gene Ontology annotation, molecular function: protein binding; protein phosphatase regulator activity. Bases 686 to 2047 code for a protein of 453 amino acids. Gene Ontology annotation, cellular component: cytosol; protein phosphatase type 2A complex. The transcript has 10 exons. NCBI's taxonomy places the organism in Eukaryota, Metazoa, Chordata, Actinopteri, Perciformes, Sebastidae. Gene Ontology annotation, biological process: peptidyl-serine dephosphorylation. The record is from RefSeq and is a predicted model, not a curated record.